AUGGACACCGGGACCGGGGCCGCGCUGGCCUGGAGCCCCGGGGCGGCCCCGCAGCCCCCGCCCGGGCUGGGCGUGAAGUUGGGGUCGCUGGUGAUGCUGCUGCUGCUGCCCCUCGCCUGCGGCCUCGCACCCCUCUGGUGCUUCCGACAGCCCCCCGACCCCCGCAGCCCCAUGCUCAGCCUCGUGAGCUGCUUCUCGGGCGGCGUUUUCAUGGGCACCUUCCUGCUCGACCUUCUGCCUGACUACCUGGGCAGCAUCGCUGCGGCGCUGGAGGGGCUGCGCAUCACGCUGCAGUUCCCCCUGCCGGAGUUCAUCCUGGCCAUGGGCUUCUUCCUGGUGCUGGUGCUGGAGCAGGCGACGCUGGCGCAGCGGGAGCUGGCCGAGCCUCCCGAGGAGUCGCGGGCGCUGCUGCCCAGCGGCUCCAUCCAGGCCGCGUUGCCCGGCGGCCCGGUGGGCCCGGUGGGCUCGGUGCCGGCGGCCGGCGGCGGCCCCGGCGCGCUGCGGGCGGCGGCGCUGGCGCUGGCGCUGGCGCUGCACGCGGUGCUGGAGGGCCUGGCGCUGGGCCUGCGCCAGGGCGACGCGGCCGCGCUGCGGGUGCUGCUGGCCCUGCUGCUGCACAAGGGCGCCGUGGCCUUCGGCCUCUCGCUGGAGCUGCUGCGGAGCCGCCUGCGCCCGCCCGCCGUGGCCUCGUGCCUCGUGCUGCUGGCGCUCAUGUCCCCGCUGGGCGUCGGCGUGGGCACGGCGCUGGCGGCGGGCGCGGGGCCGCGGCAGCGCCUGUGCCGGGCCGUGCUGGAGGGGCUGGCGGCCGGCACCUUCCUCUUCGUCACCUUCCUGGAGAUUCUGCCCCAGGAGCUGGGGGCGCCCCGAAAUCGCAUCCCCAAGGUCAUCCUGAUCCUCGCCGGCUUCGCGCUGGUCAGCGCCAUCCUCUUCGUCAAGGGAUGAGAUCUGCCGGCCCGGAAUCCCCACGCCGGGCUCGGAGAAUCCGGCGGAAUUCAUGUGCCCCCCCCGCGUCCUCCUUUCCGAAGUGCCAAAGUGCCUCUCCCGUCUCUGUGCCUCAGUUUCCCUGUCUAAACUGUCCUCUUUCUCAAGGGGAGACCCCGCCUGGCCUGGGAUUCCCCGUUCUCGUUCUUGCACUCUGCACCCCGUGUUCCGAAGUGCCAAAGUGCCUCUCUCAGCGCUGUGCCUCAGUUUCCCCAUCUGCACAAUGGAUCGGUGCUGUGACCCCCCCCCCCUCAGGACCCUGGGAGGGGUGAGUGUCCCCCCCAUAACCACAAGUGCCCUUACGGACUCCCCCGGAUUUGGGGGUGUUGGAUGAAGCAAAUAAAGGACUGAACCCGAAA
Molecule: messenger RNA, 1340 nt
Organism: Lonchura striata (white-rumped munia)
Lineage: Eukaryota; Metazoa; Chordata; Aves; Passeriformes; Estrildidae
Gene: SLC39A1
Product: solute carrier family 39 member 1
Biological process (GO): zinc ion transmembrane transport
Cellular component (GO): plasma membrane
Molecular function (GO): zinc ion transmembrane transporter activity
Source: RefSeq, a predicted model, not a curated record